Molecule: messenger RNA, 834 nt
Organism: Symsagittifera roscoffensis
Lineage: Eukaryota; Metazoa; Xenacoelomorpha; Acoela; Convolutidae
Exons: 1
Coding region: 1-834 (277 amino acids)
Molecular function (GO): nucleic acid binding; zinc ion binding
Source: RefSeq, a predicted model, not a curated record
AUGGACCUGAAACUGGCGGCUUUGAGUGGAAAGUCUGAAAAUUUUCCUGCUUGGUCGACGAAGUUUGUGGCCUUGAUACACACCAGGGGCCUGUUCAGGACAUUGAUGGGCACUGAUGAUCUGCCAGAGGCUGAGCCUACUCUCCCCGAGAGUCCGAAUGCUGAUCAGCAGGCAGCCUACGAUACCAAGAUGCAGGAGCGAGCAGUGUUGAUCCAGCAGAGGAAAAACAAUCGAAACACUGUGUGGUCCCACCUGGCUCUGCCGCUCAAUAACACCACUUUGAUGUACAUAAAGAACAACUGCGUGGGAACAGAUGGCUAUGGCGAUGGGACGAAGGCUGGGAAGCUGCUUCAAAAAAAAUUUUGCAGUGUAGAGAGGCCGACGGUGGCCAGUCUAGUAGACCAGCUUGCGAAGUUGCGCCUAGGAUCAGAGGAGGAUCUGGACGAAUACUUCGUUCGCAGUCAAGAGCUGAUGACGCGGUUGAGCGAAGCUGGAGAAGCAAUCACGGACACACUGUUUAAUGCUUUGGCGAUCAAUGGGCUGCCUGACAUUUUGUGGUGCAAGACAGCUUUCAACCAGCCAAGACGUUUCUCGAGGUUGAGGAACUACGGUGACUCGAGGAAAGCUCGAUGUGGAGAGAGGACUGGACAUGGUUAUAUAGCCAGGCAAGCUGUGAGGAAGAAGAACGGAGUGUCAAGUAGUGGCUGCUAUGUGUGCGGUCAGAAGGGUCAUAUGGUGAAGGACUGCAAAUCCAAAAGGGACAGCGGACAAUCCAGUGCUCGAGGCAGUGGGUCGAACGAAGCAAGUGGGCCAGGAGCAAAGAAGCAAGGGUGA